Messenger RNA from Brassica napus (rape), 1699 nucleotides. RefSeq names its product probable glycosyltransferase At3g07620. Lineage: Eukaryota; Viridiplantae; Streptophyta; Magnoliopsida; Brassicales; Brassicaceae. Gene Ontology annotation, molecular function: glycosyltransferase activity. The record is from RefSeq and is a predicted model, not a curated record. The transcript is spliced from 4 exons. Bases 184 to 1566 code for a protein of 460 amino acids.
UAAUUAUUCGUAAAUCGACAAUGUGGAGCAGUUAUGUGUUAAGUGGUGUACAAAUGAUUCUCUUUAUUUAGCUCACUCGAUCGAGAUCUCCUUAGUUUCAGCAUCAUCUUUCACUCUCUCACUCGCAAACACACCAAUACGAAGCAUAAUAGUGGAAUAAGAAAAAGAAAGUGGAAGUUAGGGAUGAGAGAUUACCUUCCAAAAUACUUGAACGCCUUUCUCUUGGCAUUUGCCACUUUCGCUGUUGUAUUUGCCAUUUUCAUUGCAAAGGAUCCAAAUACAUCUCACCAUCUUUAUUUCUCAACAUCAUCUUCUUCACUAUGGACCUCUUCCUUUUCCUCCGCCUUCAUCACGGAAAAAAGGAAGAGGAACGGAUCAAAUCCAGGUUCUUUAUCCUGGAAAAGAGACAAGAAAGUAGAAGCGGAAUUAGCAACCGCGAGGGCGUUGAUCAGAGAAGCCCAACUAAAUCCUAAUUCUACAACAUCAUCUCCUCUAAGAGAUGAAGACUAUGUUCCUCAUGGCGAGAUUUAUCGGAACCCUUAUGCAUUUCAUCGAAGCUAUCUUCUUAUGGAGAAGAUGUUUAAGAUAUACGUUUAUGAAGAAGGAGAUCCACCAAUUUUUCACUAUGGUCUUUGUAAAGACAUAUACUCCAUGGAAGGAUUGUUGCUAAACUUUAUGGAAAACGAUGUUCUUACAUAUCGGACCCGAGAUCCAGACAAGGCUCAUGUCUACUUCUUACCUUUUAGUGUUGUCAUGAUUCUUCACCACCUCUUCGAUCCCGUUGUUCGAGACAAGGCUGUCUUGGAACGUGUCAUCGUCGACUAUGUUCAGAUUAUUUCCGAGAAAUAUCCGUAUUGGAACACAAGCGAUGGUUUUGAUCACUUCAUGUUGUCUUGCCAUGACUGGGGACAUAGGGCAACAUGGUACGUAAAGAAGCUAUUUUUCAAUUCCAUAAGAGUAUUAUGUAACGCCAAUAUAUCAGAAUAUUUCAAUCCGGAGAAAGAUGCUCCAUUUCCUGAAAUCAAUUUACAAACCGGAGAAAUCAACAACUUAACCGGCGGUUUAGACCCGAUGUCUCGUACAACACUGGCUUUCUUUGCUGGACAAUCACAUGGAAAAAUUCGUCCGGUUCUUCUAAACCACUGGAAAGAAAAGGACAAAGACAUUCUGGUUUACGAGGACCUACCGGGCGAAUUAGAUUACAAAGAGAUGAUGAGGAAAAGCCGGUUUUGUAUUUGUCCUAGCGGCCACGAGGUGGCUAGUCCGAGAGUACCGGAGGCGAUAUAUAGUGGAUGUGUACCCGUUCUUAUCUCGGAAAAUUAUGUUUUACCGUUUAGUGAUGUUUUGAAUUGGGAGAAAUUUUCGGUAUCGGUAUCGGUUAAGGAAAUACCGGAACUAAAAAGGAUAUUGAUGGAUAUACCGGAGGAUCGGUACAAGAAGCUAUACGAGGGAGUGAAGCAAGUGCAGAGGCAUAUAUUGGUUAAUGAUCCUCCAAAGAGAUAUGAUGUGUUUAAUAUGAUUAUACAUUCUAUUUGGUUAAGAAGAUUAAAUGUUAAAUUGUUAUGAUUAAAUGUUUAAUCUGAUUAUAGCACUCAUUUGUGACAAUUUUCCAAACCCCAAUCGAUUGUUAAUUUGUAAUCAUACGCCACCAACCUCCAGAAGUUGAAAAAUGCUAAUUAUAGCAUAAGUUUAAACCUAA